CCACACACCAGUCCGCUGAUACAAAAAAAACAUGGCGGAUGGUUCAGACUUCGAAGGUGUCAAUGCUUAUUGUGCUGUUUGUCGCCAGAAACAAAAUCACAUGAAGAUUUGUACGCGCUGUAGAGGAGUCUUAUAUUGUUCAAGAUCUUGUCAAAGCAUUCAUUGGCCAAAACACAAAGUGACGUGCAAGCCAACAGCAACAUGUAAAAACGACUCAAUUUGUGAUCAAGUUUCCAGAGAAUGUGGAGAGAUAAAAACUGGAAUUGGGAGUUAUUUUGCUGGUGAAACUCCUAAAACUUUACACAACAUUGGGCAGCAUGAAAAGACAAAUAAGAACUCCAUACCAGUGGUGGGCGCAAGACAAGAAGAUAGCAAUGACUUACAGCAAACGUCUGAUAAGAACUCCUUACCCAUAGAGGGUACGAGACAAGAAAAUAGCUAUGAUUUACAGCAUAGGUCUAAAAAUAAUCAUACUAAGAGUGGUGAACCCAAGCUAAAAAUCUUUAUCAAGCACAAUCACAAAAAACAUGAACUCAAUGUUGAAAAAAAUCAAAAUGUUUUUGAAGCUAUUUCAAGUCUUCUCCACAUUCCAGUAACAAAACUAAAGGUUAUUCACAAGGGAAGACUAGUUAAUAAUCUCAACAUCUGUGAUGUUUUUGUUGAUGGGACAUUAUUUCUUGCAUUUGGUGAAGUAACUGAAAGUGAGGAAGGUUUGGACCAGAACGAGAUUAAAAUGAUCAUGGACCAGUUAGAUGUAGAUAGGAAUGUGGCUGUGAAGGCGUUGCGCCACGAAGGCAAUGUUGUAGAUGCUAUUUUACAAGUAGGUAAUAAUAUUUGAUGAACAACAAUGAUGUAUUUGUUCAUUCUUUUAGAAAUUAAAAUAAAAAUAUUUAAACUAA
Molecule: messenger RNA, 899 nt
Organism: Nematostella vectensis (starlet sea anemone)
Lineage: Eukaryota; Metazoa; Cnidaria; Anthozoa; Actiniaria; Edwardsiidae
Product: ubiquitin carboxyl-terminal hydrolase 15
Exons: 2
Coding region: 32-838 (268 amino acids)
Source: RefSeq, a predicted model, not a curated record